This is a messenger RNA of Rosa chinensis, 1831 nucleotides long. RefSeq lists its product as uncharacterized. The coding region runs from base 160 to 1488 and encodes 442 amino acids. Gene Ontology annotation, molecular function: protein binding. The record is from RefSeq and is a predicted model, not a curated record. The transcript is spliced from 10 exons. NCBI's taxonomy places the organism in Eukaryota, Viridiplantae, Streptophyta, Magnoliopsida, Rosales, Rosaceae.
UUUCCCAUCCCAUCCCAUCUCUCUCUCUCUGGAUCUCAAUUUCUCAAUUAGAUUUUUCUCUUCGGAUUUUCCCCAAUUUCGGAUUUUCAGAUCCGGACUGCUGCUUGUUCAAUUCCCAUCAGAAAAAAAAAAAAAAAGUUGUGGGUUGUUGGGAAGAAUAUGUCCCACUACGCUGGUUACGUGGAAGAUGAAUAUGAAAUGGAAGAUGUAGAUGAUGAUAUGGAUGACGAAUUUCGUGGAAGAGACCUGGCUGGCUCCGAGUCUGAUGUUGAUGAAUUUGAAUAUGCGAAUAGUAAAGUAGCUGAUACAACUGCUGCUCAAGCAAGAAGAGGAAAAGACAUCCAAGGUAUUCCUUGGGAUAGACUUAGCAUUACUAGAGAAAAAUACCGGCAAACUAGGUUAGAACAGUACAAGAAUUAUGAAAACAUCCCUAAUUCCGGAGAAGGGUCAGGGAAGGAUUGCAACAUUACAAAGAAGGGAUCUGUAUAUUAUGAGUUUAGACGUAAUGCAAGAUCAGUGAAAUCAACUAUUCUUCAUUUUCAGUUGCGGAACUUGGUCUGGGCUACAUCAAAGCAUGAUGUCUACCUUAUGUCACAUUUUUCUGUCAUUCAUUGGUCGUCAUUGAGUUGCAACAAGUCUGAGGUUCUAAAUGUUUCAGGACAUGUGGCACCAUCAGAGAAACAUCCCGGGAGUCUCUUGGAGGGAUUUACGCAGACUCAAGUUAGUACUCUUGCAGUAAAAGAUAAGUUGCUGGUUGCUGGAGGAUUCCAGGGAGAACUUAUUUGUAAGCAUCUUGAUCGGCCUGGAGUUAGCUUUUGUUCAAGGACAACUUACGAUGAUAAUGCCAUUACAAAUGCUGUUGAGAUUUAUGAUGGUCCCAGUGGUGCAGUUCACUUUACAGCAUCAAAUAAUGAUUGUGGAGUCAGAGACUUUGACAUGGAGAAAUUUCAGCUUUCUAAGCAUUUCCGUUUUCCUUGGCCAGUGAAUCAUACUUCUUUGAGUCCCAAUGGCAAAUUUCUUGUGAUUGUUGGUGACAAUCCAGAUGGGAUGUUGGUGGACUCUCAGACUGGAAAGACAGUGACGGCUUUAUCUGGGCACUUGGAUUUCUCAUUUGCAUCAGCGUGGCAUCCUGAUGGUAUCACCUUUGCUACUGGGAACCAGGACAAAACUUGUCGGGUUUGGGAUGUUCGAAACCUAUCCAAGUCGGUUGCUGUUUUAAAGGGAAACCUUGGAGCUAUUCGGUCAAUCCGUUAUACUUCUGAUGGUCGGUAUAUGAUGAUGGCAGAGCCAGCAGACUUUGUGCAUGUCUAUGAUGUGAAAAGUGGGUAUGAGAAGGAGCAGGAAAUCGACUUCUUUGGUGAGAUAUCUGGCAUAUCAUUCAGUCCAGACACAGAGUCACUUUUCAUUGGAGUGUGGGAUCGUACGUAUGGUAGUCUUCUCGAGUAUGGACGACACCGGGAUUACUCUUACCUAGAUUCUCUUAUUUAAGUUGAAUGUGCAACCUGCGAAUAAGUGUUUUGGUGUUGCUGAUUCAUGGGUGCAACUGUGAAAGCCUAGUAGCAUAAUUGACGCUGUUGAAGAAGAGGGUGUAGGUGUAUAUUAGUAUCAUUGUAAUUCUAGUGUUGUUUGAUGUUCCUAUCCAUAAAGUGUGUAAAAGGGAGGAAUGUACAGAAGGCUGAGGCCAGAAUAUUCCAAACAAAUAGGAAAGACCAGGGUGUCUUUAGGGUGCAAGGGUUGUCUGUUUACCUUUAGAAAUUUUAUCGUAAUAUAAGACUUGUUAUGUGAGACCUGAGAACCUAUCAAUCAUCCAGUUGGUUUCUUGGAUCCUAAA